Molecule: messenger RNA, 312 nt
Organism: Didymodactylos carnosus
Lineage: Eukaryota; Metazoa; Rotifera; Eurotatoria; Philodinida; Philodinidae
Source: the annotation of a GenBank genome assembly
AUGACCAUUUUUUUAGCUACGGAUGAAGAAACAAAUAAUAGUAAUGGUAGAAGUGCCAUAACGACAGCAGAUAAUGAUAAUGCUUGUACAACAGAUACAUUUCGUAAUAAGCUUUAUCAAAAAAUUAUUGUUAGUGAUGAAAUAUUAAAAACAAUAAUUGAAGAUGGUAGUACCGAUUUAAUUAACCUUUAUGGACAAGAUUUAAUACGUACAUUUUGUAAAAUAACAGAAAAAAAUAAUAGUGAUUAUGAAAAAUGUACUGAAACAAUCAAAUAUGUAUCAAAAUGGUUACAAUUAUUUGAUGAAAAGUGA